This is a messenger RNA of Plectropomus leopardus (leopard coralgrouper), 3439 nucleotides long. Its product is annotated as rho GTPase-activating protein 4-like. The record is from RefSeq and is a predicted model, not a curated record. Lineage: Eukaryota; Metazoa; Chordata; Actinopteri; Perciformes; Serranidae. Gene Ontology annotation, biological process: signal transduction.
GUGAUCGUUGAGAAAGAGAGAGCAGUGAGUGAGAGAGAGUCAGAGAGAUGACUUCCACUCCACCCACAUCCAUCCGUGUCCAAUGUGAGGGGGAGGUGAAACAGUUGAGAGCUUACUGUGCUAUUAACUGGCAUUAUUUAGCUGCCUCAGUCUGGAGAAGACACCAGUCAAAACUGCUCCCCAUCAGAAUUCCACCCAACUGGAGCAACAAUGACUUCACAUGUGAAACUCCGGAAGGAGAGGGUCGGCACGGUGGACUAUGACACGCAAAUCAAAGAGGUGCGUUGCCAGCUUGUAGACCAGCUGAAGGUGUUAGACUUGCAACUUGAGCAAAAGAGCCAGCAGCUGCAGGACCUGACAGACUACCUGCGGCGGCGGGGGGAGAUUGAAAAUGAGUACGCCCGUUCUCUUGAAAAACUCGCUGAAAGGUUCACUUCGAGGAUCAAGAGGAAGGAGCCCAGUAGUCACUCGGUGGCCCAGGUCUGGCUGGCUCUGCUGUCCCACACCCGCCAAGAAAGUAAGGACCACAAUGGACUGAGUGAGCACUGCAGCAACUUUCUCAUCCAGCCCCUCACACACUGCCUGGAAUACACACAGCGCCUUGCCAGAAAGAGUAAAGACAUCUGUACCCAGCUGCAGGAUGGACUGCUCAAGCUUACCACAGAGCUACAGACUACAUGGCGGACAUACUACCAGUACCACUCUGACUAUGUGUGUGCAGAGGGGAAACUGAAGGAGGCAGAGAAACAAGAGGAAAAGCAGAAACAGAGUGCUAAGAAAUUGGAGAGGUUGAUAGAAAAAAGACAGGGUAAGGUCCAAGAGAUCAACCUUAAGUGCAGCAAGGCCCGAAAUGAAUACCUCCUAAACUUGGCCGCAGCCAAUGCCUCCAUGAAUAAGUAUUACCUCCAAGACAUCACUAAUCUCAUAGAUUGUGCAGAUGUUGGGUACCACCUCUCUUUAAGCCGGGUGAUGCAGGCUUACCUGUCCAGACGAUGGCGGACCCAAGAGAACCUUAGCACGGGACUGCAGCAGCUCCAAACCACCGUGUCUGGACUGGACCAGAGCCGAGACAGAGACACUCUCCUGCAGGACCACUAUAACACCUUCUGUAUGCCCCUUCGCUUUCCCUAUCAGCCCCAUGAUGGAGACCAGGUUUCCGAGGUCAGUGCGGAGGGUGAGAUGACAUCUGAGCUGGAGACCAGAUUCAAGCAGAUACAAACCAGACUGAAAGUAGUCACUCAGGAAACGGAGGAGGCUAAUGAGAGCAUGUUGACAGCUCAGUCGUCCCUGCUGGAGAGUAUCGGGGAUGAUGAUCUGGAGCCUGGCAGUGGUUCGUCUCAGGAGGGCAGCACUGAGAACCUAACAGUAAAGCCCAGUGUGGCCCGCCGCAGGGCCAACAUGCAGGAGAUAGAAAACCUCUACUUCACUAGAGUAAAAGAGUACCUCUUAGGCAGUUCUCUGGUAUCUAAACUGCAGGCCAAACAUGACCAACUGAAAGUGGCUGUGGAAAAAGCAGGAGCAUCAAAUGGACAUCAGUUGAGGCACAAUGGAAAGUCGAUGCGUAUCAGGAGGAAUCACUCAAGUGGCAAUUUGUUGCACAACCACAAACUUUUCAAUGGUGACAUGCUAUCCUUUAUACAGGCAUCAGGACAACAGAUUCCAAUUGUCGUGGAAAGUUGUAUUUGCUUUAUAAACCUCAAUGGCCUUCACCAUGAAGGGAUAUUCAGAGUGCCGGGGGCUCAGAUGGAGGUCAACAACCUGAGGGAUGCAUUUGAGCGAGGAGAGGACCCCCUGGCUGAGCGGAGAUAUGACCUGGACUCUGUCGCUGGAGUGCUGAAGCUCUACUUCAGAAGACUGGAGAAUCCCCUCUUCCCCAUCGACAGCACCAGCCAACUCCUGGAGCAUGCCCAAAUAAAGAAUGAGGCGGAGAGAGCGGCUCAACUCAAAAUGGUCAUCUCUUCCUACCCUGAGCCAGUCAUCAUCGUCAUGAGAUACCUCUUUGCGUUUCUUCAUCAUGUUUCUCAGUACAGUGACGAGAACAUGAUGCAGCCUUACAACCUGGCUGUGUGUUUUGGCCCCAGCCUGGUAAGAGGGGUUAAUGAUGAUGAUGUCGUCACCCUGCAGCCUCAGAUCAACGCCCUGGUGAAAAACAUCAUCCUCCAGCAUGAGAGCAUCUUCCCCAGCCAGAGCGAACUACAAGGACCGGUGUACGAGAAAUGCAUGACGAUGGAACAGGUUGACGGUGAGCCUAUCAUUGAAGAGGGAGAUGUGGACUCAGAGUACGCCAGUAUCAAAGAUGUGUUUGAAACAGGAUCCUCAGCUGACAACAGCACCAGCUCAUCUGCAGCACCAACACAGAGAAAAGCAGAGCGACCGAGAGCCAACAGCGGUGGUUCGAUUGACAAAAGUAGGUUAACAGCUGGGCCAGUUGGGGGCGGCAUCGCUUCAAGUGGAAAGUUAAUGCUCCAGAUUCCCGUUGGACCCCAGUGCAAGCCACGACGGGGCCACUCUCCUGCCUAUGUGCACAGAGAAAAGCAGGAAAACAUGUCUUCUGAGGAUUUUGCUGUUCAAGUAGACAAGGAGGUCUGUCGCCAGAUGGACUCGGUGUUCAUGGAGCUUCUCUCGCGGAAAGCACUGCAGGAUUCCUCCUCCACCACCUCCUCUCCCUCUGCCCAGGCUCCCCAAAAGAAAGAGAAGCGGGAUGGACGCAAGGGGAGAGGCGCUGGGCUCUUCAGAGCAGCAGAUCCACUGGACUGAGAGGACCAGCAUCAGUCGAUGACAUGAAGAGAGAGAGAGAGAGAGAGCAAUGAUACAAAUUAAAAUGGAGGUGUAGGGUGAUGUGCUCUGACAGUAGCUUUCAGCACAUCUAUUUCUAGAAAGCUGAGGUCACUGACCCAUGGUCACGUCUCUGAGGUCUGUGUCCCUUGGCUCUGGCUUCUCUCCACAGCGUGGCUCCUCACUCUUUCACUCAUGUUCUGUACAGCAGAGCCCUGCUGCGACUGCAGACCUGCGGUACAAUCUGCAAACUGUGGAUUACUUGAAAUGCACAGAUGUGUUUGUGCGCAGCUGAAUGUGGUUAUGCAACUUAGGGCUUUAUAUCUGCAUCUGUGUAGGUGUUGAUAUUCAACUGUUUCCAGCUUAAGCCGAAUUUUCUCAGUCAGCGUACACAUCUAUAUAAAAUUUAUGCAUACAUUCUUCAUCAAAAGUAUGUUUGCCUAAAUGAGAGGAAUACACAUACUAAACAAAAAAACUGUGAAUACUGUAGCUGUAAUGGAUUUUUAUAUACUGAUUAUUUGUAACUUGUUUCACACUUUAUGAUUUAUCUGUAUAUCUAGACUACAUGCCAAAUAAAUAUGUCUAUUCUGACUGCUUUUUUGGUCAUAAGUAUUAGUACUAGAAAAUGUGGGACAUUUAACUUAAUUUAUAAUGUAUAAGCAAU